Molecule: messenger RNA, 372 nt
Organism: Pestalotiopsis fici W106-1
Lineage: Eukaryota; Fungi; Ascomycota; Sordariomycetes; Amphisphaeriales; Sporocadaceae
Exons: 2
Coding region: 1-372 (123 amino acids)
Biological process (GO): mitochondrial respiratory chain complex IV assembly
Cellular component (GO): mitochondrial intermembrane space; mitochondrion; respiratory chain complex IV
Source: RefSeq, a predicted model, not a curated record
AUGGGCAUCUUUGACUAUUUCUCGUCACCAGACGCCAAGCGCAAGGAGGAGGUGCGAAAGGGCGCCGUUGUCCCCGACCGAUCAGAGCGGAAAAGAUGCUGGGAGGCGCGCGAUGGUUUCUACGCUUGUCUCGAUAAGCACGACGUGAUAGAUUCCACCAAGGGCGAAGGCAAGGCCAAGGCCGACAAGGAAUGCGUCAGCGAAGGCAAGAAAUUCGAAGAGGACUGCGCCGCAGCUUGGGUCAAAUACUUCAAGCAAUAUCGCGUAGCCGACUACCAGAAGAAGAAGACGCUGGAGAGGUUACAUCAUGAAAGCGCCAGCAAGAUAGCCAUCGAGGGCCCUGGUGAUCAGCCUGGCUCAACACGGCGAUAA